Messenger RNA from Letharia lupina, 1431 nucleotides. RefSeq lists its product as uncharacterized. The coding region runs from base 1 to 1431 and encodes 476 amino acids. The transcript is spliced from 6 exons. NCBI's taxonomy places the organism in Eukaryota, Fungi, Ascomycota, Lecanoromycetes, Lecanorales, Parmeliaceae. The record is from RefSeq and is a predicted model, not a curated record. Gene Ontology annotation, molecular function: catalytic activity.
AUGACUGGCGCCGGCGGCUCCAUCGGCCGCGCCUGCGUCCUCCAAUUCGCCCACCACGGCCGCACCCGCAUCGCCGGCCUCGCCGCCACCGCCUCCGCCCUCUCCUCCCUCCCCGCCGCCACGGCCGUCGAAUUCCUCCCCUCAACCGUCGACCAAGCCUCCGACGCCGACGUCGACCGCGCCGACCGGGACACCGUCGCCCGCUUCGGGCGCAUCGACUACGCCGUCAACAACGCCGCCAUCGCCGCGCCCUUCCGGCCCACGGGCGCGAGCCUGACGCAGGAUUCCGACCGCGUUGCUGGGCGUUCAACCUGCGCGGACCCGCUGCCCGCCGCGUCCGCGUCCGCGUCCUCGUCCGAUGGGCCCGGAGGGGGAGGCGGAGGAGGAAACGGUGACCACCGGGGACGGAGCCGCGGGUCCAUCCUCGAGGUGUGCUCGAGCCUCGGCCUCGUGGCCAUGCCCGCGGACGGCCUGUACAUCAUCUCGAAGCACGGCGUCCUCGGCCUCGUCAAGACGGACGCGCUCGACUACGGCAAAAGGGGCAUCCGGGUCAGCGCCGUGUGCCCCGGCUUCGUCGACACGACCCUCCUGACGCCCGAGUACCGCGUGCUGCUAGACUGGAGCAUCCGGAAGAACCCGGGCAUACUCUUCUUAAUCACGGCCGAUAUGCCAAUUUUGCCGCAUGAUAUCCACUUGGGGCAAGUAGACCCCAAGACCUACCCUGAUCUUGGAGUUGCAUCCGUUGAAAAGAAAAGGAUUGAGGCAAACCUUAUCACCGGUUCCAUAUUCGACGGCCUCGUUACCGAGAAGACAAUGACAGUCGCCCAGCUUCUUCCCCCCAUCUCUGCGGAUGAAACCCCCAUUAUUCGCUGCCUCGGCCUCAAGUACCGUGACCACGCAAGAGAAGCCAAAAUGCCAAUCCCGAGCCAUCCGGUCCUGUUCAUCAAGCCACGAGCAGCUUUGUGCGGACCCUCUCCGCGGAAAAUCAGCGUGCCUAAACAUUGUCAGGACGGAACGAGCGACUACGAGGCCGAACUCACGGUUGUCAUUGGCAAAACGGGGAGAGACAUUCCCCAAAAAAAAGCCGUUGGAUGGUCCUUCUCAAAAGGCUUCGACUCCUCCGCCCCCAUCGGUCCCGUCCUCGUCGCGCAGGAGCAAAUCUCCGACCCGCACGACCUCCGCAUCAAAGCCAUCCACAACCGAAACGUCGUCCAGGACUCGAGCACGGAAGAGAUGAUCUUUGGCGUGUCGGAAAUGAUCGCAUUUCUGUCGCAACGAACCACCUUGGAGCGAGGGUCCCUGAUUAUGACGGGGACCCCGCCGGGGAUCGGGGCGAUGAGAGACCCGAAGGUGGUUUUGAACCAUGGUGAUGAUAUGAGGGUUGAGAUCGAGGGGAUAGGUAUGUUGAUCAACGAGAUCUACUAUGAGUGA